Saimiri boliviensis boliviensis (Bolivian squirrel monkey) is the source of this 1913-nucleotide messenger RNA. RefSeq names its product Rho GDP dissociation inhibitor alpha (gene ARHGDIA). Gene Ontology annotation, cellular component: membrane; cytoplasm; cytosol. Lineage: Eukaryota; Metazoa; Chordata; Mammalia; Primates; Cebidae. Gene Ontology annotation, molecular function: protein binding; Rho GDP-dissociation inhibitor activity. Gene Ontology annotation, biological process: Rho protein signal transduction. The record is from RefSeq and is a predicted model, not a curated record.
AAGUCGCGUGACCCCGGAAGUGACAGGCAGGGCGGGCGCGCGGGCGGGGCGGCCUACGAGGUUCGUCAUUUAGUGCGGGAGGGAGCCAGAGCCGCGCCGCCGAAGCCUCCGGUGUCCCGACCCGGGUUAAGAGUGAGCAUGGCUGAGCAGGAGCCCACAGCCGAGCAGCUGGCCCAGAUUGCAGCAGAGAAUGAGGAGGAUGAGCACUCAGUCAACUACAAGCCCCCUGCCCAGAAGAGCAUCCAGGAGAUCCAGGAGCUGGACAAGGAUGAUGAGAGCCUGCGGAAGUACAAGGAGGCCUUGCUGGGCCGCGUGGCUGUUUCUGCAGACCCUAACGUCCCCAACGUCGUCGUGACUGGCCUGACCCUGGUGUGCAGCUCGGCCCCGGGACCCCUGGAGCUGGACCUGACAGGCGACCUGGAGAGCUUCAAGAAGCAAUCGUUUGUGCUGAAGGAGGGCGUGGAGUACCGGAUAAAAAUCUCUUUCCGGGUGAACAGAGAGAUCGUGUCCGGCAUGAAGUACAUCCAGCACACGUACAGGAAAGGCGUCAAGAUUGAUAAGACUGACUACAUGGUGGGCAGCUACGGGCCUCGGGCCGAGGAGUACGAGUUCCUGACCCCCGUGGAGGAGGCGCCCAAGGGCAUGCUGGCCCGGGGCAGCUACAGCAUCAAGUCCCGCUUCACAGACGACGACAAGACUGACCACCUGUCCUGGGAGUGGAAUCUUACCAUCAAAAAGGAGUGGAAGGACUGAGUCCCGGCCAGAGGCAGACAGGGCAGAUGGACGGACGGACGGACGACGGACAGGCGGAUGUGUCCCCAGCCCCUCCCUCCCCCAUACCAAAGUGCUGACAGGCCCUCUCUCAUCACUCCCACCCUGGUCCGCCUUCCUGGCGCGGCCCAGCCGAGUGCCUCCGACCCUCUCAGCCCUCCCCUGCCCACAGGCCCAGCCUCCUCGGUGGUCUCGUGUCUCGUUGCUGCUUCUGCCUGUGCUGUGGGGGAGAACGGCCCUGGCCAGGCCUCUGCUGCCCUUUCCUUGCCCCUCAGGUCUUGUCUCCCCAUCACACCUGAGGCCUGGCCUCAGGAAGGAGUGGAGCAGCCCAGGGGGCGCACGGGUGCUUCCAUUCUCCCAAGCCCCGUGGCUGCCCAGGACACGUUUGUCUGCUGCCCCACGGCGGAGCUGGGAUGUGGGAUGCAGGGCCUCCUGGGGACCAGGCCGCCCUCCAGCCCCGCCCCUCCCACCCCGCCCGGUUGCUGUCAGUCCUGUCUAACCAUGAUGCCUUAACAUGUGGAACGUGCCGUGGGGGCCUCACUAACCUCUAACUCCCUAUGUCUGCAUGAGCAUGUGGUCUCCCCCUCCCGUACCCGGUGGCAAACCCAGUGAUCCAGGGAGGUGUGGGCUGCUGCCGCCCUCCAGCCUACCAGUGCCUGGCCCACCUGCCCCUCCCCUGGCCAGGGCUGUGGGGAUGGCUCCAGCGGCUUGGGGAAAGCCAAAUUGCCAAAACUCGGUCACCUCAGUACCAUCCAGGAGGCUGGGUGUCGUCCUGCCUCUGCCUUUUCUGUCUCGGCGGGCGGCGCCCAGAGCCCACCCCCGAGAGAGCCCUGGACGGACAGCCUCACCCACCCCACCUGGGCCCAGCCGGGAGCCCUGCCUGGCCAUCAGUAUUUAUUGCCUCCGUCCGUGCCAUCCCUGGGCCACUAGCCUGCUGCCUGUUCCCCCAGGCUCGGUGCCACCACCCCCGGCAGGCCCUCCCUGACCCAGCCAGGAACAAACAAGGGACCAAGUGCACACAGAGCUGAGCGAGUCUCCUGUGCCUCCCCCGCCCGCCCCCGGUCUUUGUGUUGUCUGCUGGGCUCAGGCAGAGGCGCCUGUUCCUGCUUUUCUGACCGGGAAAUAAAUGUCCCUGAAGGAGC